Zasmidium cellare ATCC 36951 is the source of this 780-nucleotide messenger RNA. RefSeq lists its product as uncharacterized. The transcript has a single exon. NCBI's taxonomy places the organism in Eukaryota, Fungi, Ascomycota, Dothideomycetes, Mycosphaerellales, Mycosphaerellaceae. Bases 1 to 780 code for a protein of 259 amino acids. The record is from RefSeq and is a predicted model, not a curated record. Gene Ontology annotation, molecular function: protein binding.
AUGGCUACGAAUCGCAACCGACGUCUGCAGAAAGAGAUCCAAGACAUUCUGAAAGACACACACUCGGGCAUCACCGUCACUAGUCCACAGGGCAGUCCGGACAUAACCGAUUUCACCCACUUCAAAGGCCACUUCCGCGGCCCUCCAGACACUCCAUACGAGGGUGGACAGUAUGAGGUGGACAUUCGAAUAACUGCAGAAUACCCGUUCAAGCCACCGGAGAUGCGGUUCAUCACCAAGAUCUGGCAUCCGAAUGUAUCGUCCCAGACUGGAGCAAUCUGCUUGGACACACUCGGCUCCGCGUGGAGUCCCGUUCUCACACUCAAGAGUGCCUUGAUUAGCCUGCAGAGUCUCUUGAGCAGCCCAGAGCCUAAGGAUCCGCAAGAUGCAGAAGUUGCUAGCAUGUUGAUUACGAGACCGGAAGAAUUCAAGCACGUUGCGAAGGACUGGGCGGUGAGAUAUGCAAAGGCGCCCAGGCCAGCGCCCGGCAGUGGAAAGUCGGGAGCCAGCAGCUCGGGGGAUGCUGGUGGUUCGGAUGCGGCCGAGAAGCGGAAGGCGGAGGAAAAGGAGAGGAAGAGGCGAGAGGCCGAGCAGAGGAGAGGCGCGUACAAGGGCUACAACCGGCAGAUGAUUCAGCAGUUUACGCAGAUGGGGUUCGAUCUGGACGCGGUUGUGGCGGCUUUCGAGUUUGUGGGCAUCGACAACGCAGACGGCGAGUACUACGAGCUGGAGGAGGAGUACAUUGGCGACAUCACCGCGCGGCUGUUCGGCGAGCAGUGA